CCAAUUCAAUUCAAUUCAAUUCAAUUCAAUUCAUUUUUUCUCAACCUGUUUGACCCUGUCUGGACUCUGUUCCUCCAAUUACUCCCUAUCGGAUCUUCGGAGUUGAUCUUGACCGUCCCUGCUUCCGGUUUUAUCAUGGAAAGCGACGGAUCAAGCUGCCUGCCACUCCCCCCAGAUGUGGAGAAUCGGAUCAUCUCCGACCUUCUGAAGGAAUCCGAGUCUAAUUUGAAAGAAGGCAAUCUCCACUAUGUUGUUUCUAAUCGGUGGUUUAGAAGAUGGCAAUUAUAUGUCGGACAGCCUACUGAAGAAUUUUCUAGCAAAGAUCAUUCCUCUGAUUCCCAACACUUGAAUGUGUCUCCGUUCAACGUUCUAAGACCCGGUCCUAUUGAUAAUUCAGAUAUAAUCAAUAACGGAGGUGAUUCUGAGAAAAACGAGUUGGAGAUGGAAAGAUUUUUGGUGGAACGACGGGAUUAUGUUUUGGUGCCCGGUGAAGUUUGGGAGAAACUUUAUGAUUGGUAUAAAGGAGGGCCACCGUUACCAAGAAAGUUGAUAUCCCAAGGUGUCACUCAAAAAAAAAUUUAUGUGGAGGUUUAUCUACUUUGUCUAAAAUUGAUUGAUUCCAGGGAUGGAAGUGAAUCUACCAUACGAUUGAGCAAGAAGGCCACCAUAUCUGAUCUUCGUGAGAAGGUGUUUGCACUUAAAGGAGUAGAGCAAAAAGAGGCGUGUAUAUGGGACUACUUCAACAAAUGGAAACAAUCAGUAUUGGAUGGGACGAGCCAAACCCUUGAAGAACUAAACUUGCAGAUGGAUCAACAUAUCCUCCUUGAAGUUGAUGGAAUUACUCCUCAGACCGGUAUGGAUGCCACUCAAAACGAGCUAGCUUUGGUAGCCCUUGAACCUUCAUGGUCACCAUUGUCAAUUGCAGGGGGUGCAGUGAUGUCAAAUGGACAUUCAUCCAGUUAUGGUAAUCAGGGAAGUUCUUUAAGCACAUCAGUUUCUGACAUGGAUGAUAGAAAUGACAUUAGUAGUACUGCAAAGAACAGAAAGAGGGGUGGUUUGACAGGGUUGCAGAAUUUAGGAAAUACAUGUUUCAUGAAUAGUGCCCUUCAAUGCUUAGUUCAUACGCCACCUUUUGUAGAAUAUUUUUUACAAGAUUAUUCUGAAGAGAUCAACUCCGACAAUCCUUUGGGAAUGCACGGAGUGUUUGCCCUUGCUUUUGGUGAAUUGUUGAGGGAAUUAUGGUUGCCAGGACAAAGCUCAAUUGCACCACGUGCAUUUAAGGGAAAGUUAGCUCGUUUUGCUCCCCAGUUCAGUGGUUAUAACCAGCACGAUUCCCAAGAACUUCUUGCAUUCUUACUGGAUGGUCUGCAUGAAGAUUUGAAUCGUGUUAAGAGGAAACCUUAUUUUGAAACAAAGGAUUCUGAUGGUCGUCCAGAUGUAGAAGUUGCGGACGAGUGUUGGAGAUACCAUAAAGCUCGAAAUGAUUCUAUAAUUGUGGAUGUUUGUCAAGGUCAAUAUAAGUCAACAUUGGUUUGUCCAGUUUGUAGAAAGAUCUCCAUUACUUUUGAUCCAUUUAUGUAUUUGUCAUUGCCGCUACCUUCAACUGUCACCCGCAGUGUGACAGUGAGUGUGUUCUAUGGUGACGGUAGUGGUCUUCCAAUGCCAUACACUGUGACAGUACAAAGACAUGAUUGCACCAAGGAUCUCACCCUUGCAUUGGCUACAGCGUGCUGCUUGAAGAGUGAUGAAGAUCUUCUGCUUGUAGAGGUUUAUGAUCACAAGAUUUACCGAUAUUUUGAUAACCCUCUUGAAUUUUUGGCCUCAAUUAAAGAUGAAGAGUAUCUAGUUGCCUUUCGCCUUCCAAAAAGGGAAUCUGGAAGACCAAAGCUAGAGAUCAUUCACAGAUCGCUGGAAAAAUACUCAACAGACCAUUCGAAGGGCUUGGAGAGAAAGCUUUUCGGAACUCCUUUAGUCACAUAUUUGGGAGAAGAGUUCCAUAGUGGAGCUGGCAUAAAUGCAGCUGUGUCUAAGAUCCUCUUUCCCUUGAGAAGAACAUACUCUUCAACUGUAUCUCAUAGUCAGUCUGUUUCUAGGAGCCAGUCAAUGGACAAUGAAGUAGAGGAGACAUCUGAAAAAGAGUUAUUCUUUCAACUUCUUUUAACCGAUGAUAGGGGUGUGAGCUGCAAGCCAAUUGGCAAGGAUUCUGCUAUAAAACAUGGUCCACUUAUAAAGGUUUUCUUGGAUUGGACCGACAGAGAACGUAAACUAUAUGACGUGGGCUACAUCGAGGAUCUUCCUCCUGUUCACCAGACAAGGUUCAUGAAGAAAACACGGCAGGAAGCAACCUCUUUAUUUUCAUGCUUGGAAGCAUUCCUGACUGAAGAACCUUUAGGUCCUGAUGAUAUGUGGUACUGCCCUGUGUGCAAAGAACAUGGACAGGCUACAAAGAAGUUAGACUUGUGGAAGUUGCCAGAGAUUAUUGUGUUUCACUUGAAACGUUUUUCAUACCGCAGAUACCUUAAAAGAAAACUUGAUACCUUUGUUGAUUUCCCUAUUCACAAUCUUGACUUGAGCAAAUAUGUGAAGAGCAAUGAUGGAAAAUCUUACUUAUACAACCUAUAUGCCAUUAGCAACCAUAAUGGAGGUCUUGGCCGAGGGCACUACACUGCAUAUUCAAAGUUAAUCAAUGAGAAGAGGUGGUACCACUUCGAUGACAGUCAGGUUUCCCCGGUCGACGAAGAAGAGAUCAAGACAUCGGCUGCUUAUUUGCUGUUCUAUCAAAGAGUUGAAAAAUGAAUUGGAAAAAAGCAUCACAAGCCCUCCACCAGAAAUGGAUAUUAUGACUCUGGAUUGUGCUGUUUCAGCUGCGUUCCGGCUGCUACAAGGGGUUCAAGCAUUAAUGAAGGCCAAUCAAAGGGAGAAAUAGAAUAGUUCAAACGAGGAAUUCUACAGUUUGGAGGUACAUAAAAGCGUCCUACAGUUUAGAGGUACAUAGAAGCGUAUAUUCAUUAACUCCUUGAGAUAAAUUUUGUUGUGAUUAGGCAGGUCGUGUAGAUUUGUAGCAAAUCUGCCUCUAAUGGCAAUGUGGUGGCUGCCAUUCAUUUGUUUGUUAGCUGUUACCAUGGUGGCUGCUCAACGUUUACUGUUGUUACUGAUUAACCCAAGGAAAUUUUUAGUGUAAUGCAAAAAUUAGGCUAACCCUUUC
Messenger RNA from Cucurbita maxima (winter squash), 3205 nucleotides. Its product is annotated as ubiquitin carboxyl-terminal hydrolase 9-like. Gene Ontology annotation, biological process: protein deubiquitination. Gene Ontology annotation, molecular function: cysteine-type deubiquitinase activity. The transcript is spliced from 14 exons. The coding region runs from base 136 to 2796 and encodes 886 amino acids. The record is from RefSeq and is a predicted model, not a curated record. Lineage: Eukaryota; Viridiplantae; Streptophyta; Magnoliopsida; Cucurbitales; Cucurbitaceae.